GAUCGUUACAAAAAUCAUGAAAUGGACCGUAUCUUUUCUUGGCAGUAUAUCGUUUGGAUUUCAAAUGUUGUCGUGACACUCGUUCUGAAGGUGGUACUUCUUCCCAUCAAAAACGGUUGAAAAUAUAAGCGGAUAAUUAUGAUAGUUGAUUACAUGAUUGUCUGGUAGAGAAGUGAAGUGCGCGAAUAUGUGAAAACCCCCGAAUUGAAAAAGCAGUGAAAUAUGCGAUACCUAUUAACAAGACACUCUGUUUUUAAUUAUAUUAUAAACAUAAAGUGGAAGCGUGGAAUUUUCCCUGAUUGAUUAUUUAUUUUAAAGAAUUUUAUAAGGAGUAGUUGGUGUAAAUUAGAAACUAUGACAGCAUAUGAUAACAAAGCUUUUGAGGGAGAUGAUCCAAGUCAUUCUCCCGCAAACAUAGAUUCCUCACAGGAAUCUAAUGAUUCGCAACCAUCAAAAGAGCAAAAUCGCAAAGAACGUGAUCUAUGGGGAAAAGAUAUCGAAUUUCUUUUAUCCUGCAUCGCAAUGUCCGUUGGGUUAGGAAAUAUAUGGAGAUUUCCUUUCACAGCUUUAGAGAAUGGUGGUGGAGCGUUCGUUAUUCCAUAUCUGAUAGUAUUAUUUCUAGUUGGUAAGCCUAUUUAUUACUUGGAGAUGCUGAUAGGACAGUUUUCAAGUCGCGGAUCCGUGAAAGUAUUUGAUUUGUGCCCAGCAAUGAGAGGGAUUGGCGUUGGUCAAGUUAUAGCGACAUCCAUGGUAACGACUUACUAUGCAUCUUUGAUGGCGCUUACAAUCUAUUAUUUUUUUGCAUCAUUCGCAAAAAUCUUACCAUGGAGUAUAUGCCGAGAAGAAUGGGGUCCAAGUUGUAUUUCGUCCCUAGAAAAUCAAACGAGAAAUGUUGACCCCAUCGAAAAAGUAACUUCUGCGGAAUUGUAUUUUUUGAAAGAAGUACUUAAAGAAGUCGAUACUCUUGACGAAGGCGUUGGUGCUCCUAACUGGAAACUUGUACUUUGCUUAGUUGGAUCCUGGAUUAUUGUUUGUGUGCUACUCAUCCGUGGCAUUAGGACUUCUGGAAAGGCAUCUUAUUUUCUUGCCAUUUUUCCCUACGUCGUCCUCUUCAUCUUAUUAAUUCGGGCUGUGACAUUACCUGGUGCAUCGGAUGGAAUUGUUUAUUUUAUCAAACCUCAAUGGGAAAAGAUUUUGGAUCCACAAGUUUGGUAUGCUGCAGUGACGCAAGUGUUUUUCUCGCUGUCAGUAUGCUUUGGAAACAUCAUUAUGUACUCGUCAUACAACAGAUUUGGACACGAUGUUUACAGAGAUUCAACUAUCGUCACAUUACUGGACACCGGAACUUCAUUACUGGCAGGAUUCACAAUUUUUGGAAUUUUAGGCCACUUGGCACACGAAGUUGGUACAGAAGAUGUUGGAACAGUCGUUAAGGGUGGGACGGGCUUGGCAUUCAUUUCAUACCCUGACGCAAUUUCGAAAUUUGAAACACUACCCCAAGCUUUCUCGGUGCUUUUCUUCUUAAUGUUAUUCGUAUUGGGGGUGGGUAGCAAUAUUGCGAUGACAUCAUGUGUUAUGACCUCAAUCCGCGACAAUUUUCCAAAAGUUCGCAAUUGGCAUGCAGCCGUGGGCAUUUCUGUACUAAGUGUCAUUAUCGGAUUGGUGUAUGUGACACCGGGUGGUCAGUUUAUUUUGAACUUAGUUGAUUAUUUCGGUGCAUCUUUAAUUACCCUGGUAUUAGCCAUUGCUGAAUUGACCUGCUUGGGUUGGAUUUAUGGUGUUCGAAGGAUUUGCAAGGAUACUCAAUUCAUGACUGGCAGGAAUCCUGGUUUAUACUGGCGACUGUGUUGGGGAAUAAUAACACCUCUUCUGAUGGUAGUCAUUUUAAUCUACACAUUUGUUUCAUACGAACCACUGGAGUACAAAGGGACGACUUACCCUACCUGGUCUUAUGCUGUUGGUUGGUGUUUAUCGGCUCUUGGCAUUCUUCAAUUUCCAAUUUGGAUGUGUGUUGCAGUCAUAAGACAGCCGGGUAAUACAUUCGCAGAAAAGUUUCGCGACGCAUUUAAGCCUACCAAAAAUUGGGGACCAACAGAUCCUGUUACCCUUGAAAAAUAUAGAAAAAUUUGGGCGGAAGCGGAAGAGGAAGAUCAUAAGAAUGGUGGAAUAUUUAAGAAAAUAUUCAGAAAUCUUUUUAAAUAAUUUUAAGGUAGGUCUAAUUUACUUUUAAAAACAUUUGUAAUUAAAAAGUAUUAAGAAAUGAA
Molecule: messenger RNA, 2264 nt
Organism: Hermetia illucens (black soldier fly)
Lineage: Eukaryota; Metazoa; Arthropoda; Insecta; Diptera; Stratiomyidae
Product: sodium-dependent nutrient amino acid transporter 1-like
Exons: 9
Coding region: 355-2202 (615 amino acids)
Biological process (GO): sodium ion transmembrane transport
Cellular component (GO): membrane
Molecular function (GO): L-amino acid transmembrane transporter activity
Source: RefSeq, a predicted model, not a curated record